AGACGCGCGGUCCUGAGAGGGUGGGGUUUGCGGCGCGCACGCCCCGGGCUCCGGCGCUCCUCUGGGUCUGCUCGUUGCGGCUUUGCGGGCACCGGGCCGGGUCCGCAGGCUCCGCACUGAUGGCCUCCGUGCUGUCCUACGAGAGUCUGGUCCAUGCCGUGGCCGGCGCCGUGGGAAGUGUAACAGCAAUGACAGUAUUUUUCCCCUUGGAUACAGCUAGACUUCGACUUCAGGUUGAUGAAAAAAGAAAGUCCAAAACUACACACAUGGUGCUGCUGGAGAUCAUUAAAGAAGAAGGCCUCUUGGCACCAUAUCGAGGAUGGUUUCCCGUUAUUUCCAGUCUCUGCUGCUCCAAUUUUGUCUAUUUCUACACUUUUAAUAGCCUCAAAGCAGUCUGGGUCAAAGGUCAACGUUCUACUACUGGAAAAGAUCUGGUAGUUGGAUUUGUUGCAGGUGUGGUGAAUGUGUUGCUAACAACUCCACUCUGGGUGGUGAACACCAGACUGAAGCUGCAAGGGGCAAAAUUCAGGAAUGAAGACAUUGUACCUACCAACUACAAAGGAAUUAUUGAUGCUUUUCACCAGAUCAUUCGAGAUGAAGGAAUCUUGGCUUUAUGGAAUGGCACUUUUCCCUCUUUACUGUUGGUUUUCAAUCCUGCCAUCCAGUUCAUGUUCUAUGAAGGUUUAAAACGGCAGCUUUUAAAAAAACGGAUGAAGCUUUCUUCUUUGGAUGUGUUCAUCAUUGGUGCCAUAGCCAAAGCAAUUGCCACUACAGCCACCUAUCCCAUGCAGACAGUACAGUCCAUCCUGAGGUUUGGCCGUCAUAGAUUAAAUCCAGAAAACAGAACAUUGGGGAGUCUUCGAAAUGUUCUCUAUCUUCUUCACCAACGAGUAAGGCGUUUUGGAAUAAUAGGACUGUACAAAGGCCUUGAAGCCAAACUGCUGCAGACAGUCCUCACUGCUGCUCUCAUGUUCCUUGUUUAUGAGAAACUGACAGCUGCUACCUUCACAGUCAUGGGACUGAAGAAUGCACACAAGCACUGAGGCUCCUUGAAAGUGCAGAAGCUUUUCAAGAUGGGGGGUUUCCUUCCAAGCAAGGAGAAGCUAUUCUCCUUUCACCCAGGCUCCUCCCUCUACGAAGAUUACUCUCGUUGGCUUGAAAAACUUCUAAGGGUAAAUAGAGUAACCAGCUGGACCUAUCACCAACUUAAUUUUUAUGAUGGUUGGUUGGAUUUGGGUGAAGGCUGGACUAAUAUGAACAGAAAACAUUAUUGAAAACUUAAAAACGAAAGUUUGUGGCAAUUUAUUGGUUUUCUUAAGAGAGUGGACUAUUGCUUUCAUUUGUAAUCUUUUCCAUUUUC
This is a messenger RNA of Tupaia belangeri chinensis (Chinese tree shrew), 1360 nucleotides long. It is a transcript of the gene SLC25A17, whose product is annotated as solute carrier family 25 member 17. The transcript is spliced from 9 exons. The coding region runs from base 120 to 1043 and encodes 307 amino acids. The record is from RefSeq and is a predicted model, not a curated record. Gene Ontology annotation, molecular function: ATP transmembrane transporter activity; FAD transmembrane transporter activity; FMN transmembrane transporter activity. Gene Ontology annotation, cellular component: peroxisomal membrane. NCBI's taxonomy places the organism in Eukaryota, Metazoa, Chordata, Mammalia, Scandentia, Tupaiidae. Gene Ontology annotation, biological process: transmembrane transport.